AUGACAAACGGCAAUAGCAGCACGAUUCCAAUGGAUACAUGUACGCCGCUGCAUCAUCAAUUUUGUUCAUCAACAUCGUCGACGCCACCACGUUCGGCAUCACCAAUUAAUAAUCAAGAAGAUACUUUUCGCCGAAUGAUUUUCGACAAAGUCGAAGACGGAAAACAUGAUGCUGAUCCACAAAAAUGUCGGCAAAUAUUAGAUGAUCUAAUGAAAAUGUUAAAACAUCUUACUGCAGAUGUUAAUAAUUAUAAUUUAGCUUUUCGAGAAACACGACCACCAUUCUACAUGCAGGAAUUUCAACGUUUAACUGAUCGUAUUGAUAUAUUAACUAAAGCUCGUGAUUCAUUAACAGAAUAUCUUCAUGAAGUUGAAGAUUCAAAUAAUGAAUGUGUAUUUGCAUAUUCAUCAUCAUCUAUGAAUGAUGUAACUGCAAUAACUGGUCAAUUACAAUAUUCACCAUCAGAAAAAUCUCCUAAAAAACAUAAACUAUCUAUAUCAUCAGUACAAACAAAUUUCAAAGACAUACAGAUAAAUGAUUGUUCACCAUCAAAUGAUACACAAAAAUUCUAUCACACUUAUCCAUCAACACCUCCCAUACAAGCACAAAUUUCAUCACAACAAAUAAAUUACAAUUAUCAACGAUCUCGAAGUCCAAGUAUGACACCAAAUAAUUUUAUUCGUGUUCAUUUUCCAAAUAAGCAUACAACAGCUCUUGCACCACGUAAUGAUGAAACACUUGAAGUAGCGCUUGAAUCACGAGCAUCACGACAUUCGGUGACUAAUUUAAGAGAGUUUACACCAGUCUACAUGAUAUCAAGGCAACCAUGUGCAUGGGACAUAACACUUGAUCGUGUACUUGAAACUGAAAUCGAACUUGAAGAAAAAACAAAAUUUAGUCACUCAUUUGAAAAUAUUCCACGAGCUCGCUUUAAUAUUUUCGGUGUUUGUUGUGUUGUCUGUCAACAUCAUAUUCGUGGAACUCAUAAACGUUGUGUUUCAUGUCGAAAUCACUAUCAUAACAAUUGUUAUAUGAAAGCACCUAUUUGUUCUCAUCCUAUUAUUGAACAUAUUAAACAUAAUGGUUCAAAUAGAUCUGACAUAGAACGAACAAUACAAAUAAAAACUAGAGAGCAACAAUCACGAAAUGCAUCUAGCACUCAAUUACCAAAAGCAAUUAUAAAUAUAAAUUCUGGAACUGGUUCACAAAAAGAUAUGAGUCAGGAUGCACAUGGUCUUUCAUCAGCACCAACAAUAUCAAAUGUUGGUUAUUUUUCUAAUGUUAUACAAUCAGCGACAAAUAUAUCAUCACCACUAUCAUCGAAUUCACUCUUUCAACAAUCAUCAUCAUUGUCGUCAUCAUCCGGAUCACCUAUGCAUCAUAUGCUUCAGUCAUUGCUGCUUGCCAAUGGACCGAUUAUCACUAAUACAGAAAUACUUCGACCCAGUAUGACUAAACCAUCCAGUGAUGGUAAUAUUGAUACUAAAAAACCACAUAAACAUAUCAGUGACUGGGAAAUUCGAGCUGAAGAUUUACUCAGUCGUGGACGUAUGGUUGGUCGAGGUACUUAUGGUAGCGUUUACAAAGCAGAAGUCCGAUUGCAUGGUUUAGUAGCACUUAAAGAACUAAAUUUUGUUUCACCAACACCCAGUCAAUUUCAAGCCUUUCGAAAUGAAGUCAUAGCAUUAAAAAAAAUUACGCAUCAAAACACGUUAAAUUUUUAUGGUUAUAUUCUCACUCCUCGUUUUGCAAUUGUGACACAAUGGUGUGAAGGUUCAACCCUUUAUAAGCAUAUACAUGUUCUUGAUCGACAUUGGAAGAUAAAUCAGCUAAUUGACAUAGCACGACAAAUAUGUCAGGGAAUGUCAUAUUUACAUGAUCGUGGAAUAAUUCAUCGUGACUUAAAAUCUAGUAAUGUCUUUUUGGAUAUGUGCAAUGAGCCAGAUGAUGCUGAAGUUUCUUUUCGCGUUAAAAUUGGUGAUUUUGGUUUAGCAGCCGUUAAAACUGUACUUGCUGAAAGCGUUAAUCAACAAUUUCAACCAACUGGCUCAGUUCUUUGGAUGGCACCGGAAGUCAUUCAACAAAAAGAUCCCAAUUGUUAUUCUACGAGCGCUGAUAUCUAUGCGUAUGGAUGUGUUCUAUUUGAAAUGUUUAGUGGGAAACUACCUCAUACACCAAUAAGCAAUAAAGAACAGAUUAUGUGGCUCGUGGGAAAAGGAAGAUUAAAAUUAAAAGUAGAACAAUGUCGUGAUGAUACACCAACAGAAAUAACUAAUCUUAUUCGACAAUGCACAGAAUUUGAUCACGAGAAACGACCUAAUUUUGCACCUGAGAUUGAUGAUACAUUAUCGAAAUUUGAAUGUACAUUUCCACGCUUGCAGCGCUCACAAUCCGAACCAUGUUUAAUACGUACGCAUCAAGAUGAUUUACUUGGUUUAUCAAUACAUUUUGGUGUACCGAAGACGCCAGUAUCUGUUCAUCGACGAUUUAAUGCUGAAGUAUCAUAA
Rotaria socialis is the source of this 2508-nucleotide messenger RNA. NCBI's taxonomy places the organism in Eukaryota, Metazoa, Rotifera, Eurotatoria, Philodinida, Philodinidae. The record is from the annotation of a GenBank genome assembly.